Messenger RNA from Nanorana parkeri, 732 nucleotides. RefSeq names its product cbp/p300-interacting transactivator 3-like. Bases 143 to 685 code for a protein of 180 amino acids. Gene Ontology annotation, cellular component: nucleus. Gene Ontology annotation, biological process: regulation of DNA-templated transcription. Lineage: Eukaryota; Metazoa; Chordata; Amphibia; Anura; Dicroglossidae. The transcript is spliced from 2 exons. The record is from RefSeq and is a predicted model, not a curated record.
UAGAUUCCUAUUCAGACACAUUCGCUGUUGUAAGGACUCGGGUGGAUUGUUUCCUUCUGAAAUUCUGGAUGCUUUGCUGUACGCCCUGACAGUACAGAGACAAGACAAGCAAGACAAAUCAACCGAGCCAUUGAUUGCUGGGAUGGCAGACCCGAUGAUGAUGGCAGCCAUACACAAUGGACAUCCCAACUAUAGGAUGAACAUGAACAGUAUGCAGACUCAAGUUCCCCCUCAUGCUAUUCGAAACACACUUGCAGCACCAUUAAUGCAGUAUGGAGGUACCAAUCCUGAUGGAAAUAUGAGGACAAGAAUGAAUAUGCACCAGCAUACGUCAUCAGCGAUGUACCCUGGGCAACCUCAGUCUUAUAUGGGAACACAGCAACUAAUGGCCACUAUGCAACUUCAGAAACUCAACAAUCAAUACCAAGGAUAUCCACCCAUGGGGAAUCCUGGACUUUUACAAGGUCAGCUCACCUACAGAAUGGCACCUAGUCAUCACCAGCACAUGCCCAUCUUAAAUGUGACAGAUGCAGACCUCAUUGAUGAAGAUACAUUAACAUCAUUGGCUCUAGAAUUGGGUCUGGACAGAAUUGAAGAGCUGCCAGAGCUCUACCUUGGACACAAUGAGAUGGACUUUAUUUUUGACUUUGUAGGCAAGCAGCAGGUCAGCACAGUAACAUGCUGAUGGACACUCUUCUUGAAGAACAUUCCUUUUCAUUUGCACUGCAUAUG